Messenger RNA from Hypoxylon trugodes, 2538 nucleotides. RefSeq names its product topoisomerase II-associated protein PAT1. NCBI's taxonomy places the organism in Eukaryota, Fungi, Ascomycota, Sordariomycetes, Xylariales, Hypoxylaceae. Gene Ontology annotation, biological process: P-body assembly; deadenylation-dependent decapping of nuclear-transcribed mRNA. Gene Ontology annotation, molecular function: RNA binding. Gene Ontology annotation, cellular component: P-body. The transcript is spliced from 2 exons. The coding region runs from base 1 to 2538 and encodes 845 amino acids. The record is from RefSeq and is a predicted model, not a curated record.
AUGGCUUACAACGCGAGUACUUCGCGCCAUGAUAUGGCCGCCCCUGGCUUCGGCCAAUCCUACGAUCCCUUCGCCGACCUUUCGCGAGAGGCGGAUGAUAUCGAUGACGCUCUAGACUUUGACGAUACGUAUGAUGGGUUGGGUGACCAGUUGGAUGAGACAGACGAUGCUUUCAAUGACGACACUUUUGGUGGUGCUCCUGGCAACGUGACACAUGCGCCAGUUGGCAAAGAUUUUGAUUUCUUUGGUCAAACUGCUAAAGUCGCGAAUGCUAUCGAGGAAGAACAUCAACGCUUCAGUCGCCAGCAACCGCCCCCGAAAUCGAUCCCGGUUGCCUCGGCACAAAGCUACAGUUCCGGAUACGCGUACCAGCCGGCACCGAAACCCCAUAGAAGUGGUUAUGAGAAAUACAAGGAGCCCGAACCUAUUUCCGACCUUCAAGUUGACGCUUCGAUAUGGGGAGUUCAGCCGAAACGCGCCACUCCGGUGGUAACAGCCCAACCUCAGCAGCAACAGCCACAAGCACCUCCGCAACCAGUAGCUAGUCGGAAGAUGAUGAGUCUAGAAGAGGUUGAAGCGGCGAUGCGAGCCCAGGCAAAGGCUCCUGCUCAGGUCCAACAGCCUCAGCAACCUCAAGCUGCCCCCAUGGUCGCCCCUGAGCCUCAGAUUCCAUACCAACAUGGUCAUUAUCCUCGUCAUGAAUCGGCAGACUACCGUCAGCAGCCACAACAAUUGGACAACAGCCGCCAGCCCCAGGGAUUUUUCCCUGUCGACAAUCACCAGGCCGCUCAGGGGACAACCCAUGGGCAUCCCAUCUCAAUCUUGCAACGCCCCGGAUCGAAGAGCAUCCCACCCACUGGUCCGAGUAUUCCUGGUCCUCCAUCUCAACAGCCCCAACCUCCUAUGGGAUUCCCAACACAGAUUCUCCAGAACCCCAAUCGUCUCCCCGGAGAGGCUGCUAGGAUUAAUGUGCCAACUCACCCGGCCCAUCGACCUCAAAACUCGUUCUCCCGUCAACCUCAAGCAAACGCAAACCAGCCCCACCUUGCGAACUUAAGCGAACAGGAGAAAUCGGUCUACCUUGAGGCUGAGGCGAGACGAGCCAAGAGAAACCACAAGAUCCACGUGCUUUCAAAAGAUAAUGGUUUGAUGACCCCUCAGGAUAAGAGCUUUAUCACUAGAAUUCAGCUUCAGCAGCUCGUUUCGGCUACAGGCGAUCCUAAUGAGCAUGGAACCGAUGCUGCUCUCGCAGAAGAUUUCUACUACCAAGUUCUUAGCUCUCUACGAGCAGGUCAACGCCCAAACCCAGACCAACCCUUGAACAACUUUGCCCAGACUUACCUUUUCCAAACCGGCACCCGCCAUGGAGGCAUGCGACGCCAGGGACGUGGCCCUGAGAAUCACAUACAACGUAUGGAACAACAGGUCCUACGUGCUGUUGAGGCUGCUAAGAGCAAGCCCAAGAACAAACAGCUAGUCAUUGAAGGUAGUCUGGGAAAGAUCUCGUUCAGCAACGCAAAGACACCUAAGCCUUUGCUCAAUAUCAAGCGAACUGAGAGUGGCACCGACGCAAAUCGUCCUGGUAGCGCACACCGUUCACACCCAACCGCGAACGGCACCGACAAGAAGGAGACAUUGCGAAGCAUUGAAAAGGUCUACCUCACUCUGAUGAAGAUGGAAGACUUGGACCGUAACAUGCCCCCACCCCCCGUUAAUGGUAGUCCCGACCCCGACUUUGAACAACGAGCUGAGCUGCAACAACAACUCCAGCAGCUAAAUGAACAGCUUUGGGGUGACCUCAAAGUUCAUGAGCCUAUUGGCGCGACAUCCAUACACCCUUUCAUUGCCUUCCUAUCCUAUCCUAAGGGCAAGAAGGCUAUCGGUCGCGUAUUCAAUCAUCUUACGCUCGAACAACAAACGACUAUUCUGACCAUGAUUGUUAUACAUCUAGACCAACUAGAUGUCGUCCGAGGUGCACAAGUCCAGACCGGGGAACCAAUUAACCUCAAUGCCGCUACUCGGGAGAGCAUUGAACUUUUUAUUGUAGCAGUUAUGCCCAGCCUUCUGCACCUUCUAAGCAAAUCCGAGCUUCACAUCGUCACUGGUGUGCUUGGAUUAAUCACCCAGAAUUUGAAUGUGGACCUUGUUGCACGCACUCGCAUUGGUGUCUCGAUGUUGACUAUGAUCCUCAGUCGGGCUGAACUUGCUAAGCAAGCCGGACAGGCGAAUGAGCAGUCCUGGCAACAAUGGGUUAACAUUUUCAACCAAUUCUUUAACGCCUUGGAGCCGACGCUCCCCAACAUCUUCCCCGGUACCGUGGCGUCUGGAGAAGAUAUUUAUGUUUGGCAGUUCCUAGCUGCUAUUGGUAUUGGUGCUAGUCUGGAAGAACAGCAACGACUCGUUCUUGCUGUGAAGGAACGCGUCAUGGAUACAUACAGUCUUUCUAAGACUCUACCCCCCGACAUGGCAAAGACGCGACUAGACAAUGUCAAUUUGUUCAUGCGAUCUAUUGGACUUGAUGUUGAGUUAUUGGAGUAA